AUGCUGUGGGCAGGUCGCUGCAUCUCACACCGGGAGUACUUGCAUCGGCAGAAUGCUUACCAUCACAUCCAGAAUCACGCCCUGAAGUUCUGUUCGGGAUUGUUCGACUUGGCGCGGAGGAAGCUCGAGCUUCUUGCGCUCCCCGAAGCAGCGUUCAGGCUCGAGCAUGACGUGAAGAUUGCGCUUGACCACGAGGAAGCCCAAAAGAUAUGUCGGACAGCGUUGGACGAGCAGGUGUCGCCAGAGGUGGCCGACGAGGAGCUCCUGCAUCCAGGGCAGAGCGUGCAAGACCCGGAGCCCAAUUCCAGCACUCGGCUCUUCCAGGUUUUGGACGUAAAGCAGCACAGCCACAGCUGGCAGCAGCUCUUGCAGAACGUGUGCGCCGACGAGUGCCGCGACCUCCUAAGAGCCAUGAGCGGACCCGAUUUCAUGCAGUCUGCCAUCAGCUCUGCCUUUGGCUUUGACCGUACUGCGGGUGUACCGGAGCAGUGUGCCGAACAGGUAGUGCAAAAGGUCGAGGCCGAAGUCCUGACCUGUUGCGCGGAGGAGUGCGGCUGGGACGAGCAGCGGUGUCAGCUGUGGCCUUUUAUGAAUGCUUCGCAGCAAGAAGACUGGAAUGCGCGGUGCUGUGUGGAGGGCGCGAUGCUCAAGGGCUCCAGCCGGGAACGCCUCUGCAACAGCGUGCAGCCCGGCGCCGUGCUCGAGGAGCUGGAGAAAAAGCACAUCGAUCCAGUGCCCAAGACCGAGCAAGAUGCCGUGCUGGUCGGCAUGUCUCUGAAAAAGGCCAAGCCUCAUCAGAUCACAUCCUGGCUCGAGGCUGCGUCGGGGCCUCCGCCUGCUCAGUGCGACAAGCAAACUGGCGUGCAAUAUUGCAAGAAUCCAGUGAUGAACAAGAACUUCCUUGAGCAUUGCGAGAAGCUUAAUGAAGGCUGGCAGUUCCUCGAGUCGGCCAAGCACUCAAAGCUCAGGACACAUGCCGAUGCCGUGGAGACAAUCGAUGUCAGUGACUGUGGCAACAAGCUGUCGCAGCCUGACGUCGACUCCGUGUCCUGGCUCGGCUCACAAACAGCUUGCUACAUCAUCAAGAAGCGGGAAGAGCACAAAGUCGCCGUCCUGGACGCUUACAAGGCUGUAAAGAAGAAGGUGAGCGAUUUGCCAAAAGGAGUUCGCGAUACUGCGCUCUUUAAGCGGAAGUAA
Molecule: messenger RNA, 1197 nt
Organism: Symbiodinium sp. CCMP2456
Lineage: Eukaryota; Dinophyceae; Suessiales; Symbiodiniaceae
Source: the annotation of a GenBank genome assembly